AUGGAUUACAUUAGCUAUAUACCUCCAAGCGACUACUAUAUUAUUGACAAUGAGUCCGAAGAACAAAUUGAAGAUGUAGCCUAUCAACACGGCGACAUCAAAAAGAUAAUUAACUUUGACACAAUUACUGAAAAUUUGAAAACUAUAUCAAUUGAUGACGACAAGAGAAAGUACAAGAAGUACAUCCCCGAGAAAUUGGCUGAAGGUUCGACAUUUGUUGGCUGGGUAGUGCGCGCCAUCCAAGGAAUAUUGCUUGAUCAUUUUUAUGUCUGGAUCAUCUUGCUCCAGAGCAUCAAUAAUUCUUUUAAAUCGGUUGCCUGUGUUGUUGCAAACAUCCAGUAA
Phycomyces blakesleeanus NRRL 1555(-) is the source of this 342-nucleotide messenger RNA. RefSeq lists its product as hypothetical. Lineage: Eukaryota; Fungi; Mucoromycota; Mucoromycetes; Mucorales; Phycomycetaceae. The transcript is spliced from 3 exons. Bases 1 to 342 code for a protein of 113 amino acids. The record is from RefSeq and is a predicted model, not a curated record.